GAAUAUCUUGGCCUCCAUCGAAUUCAAGCCUAUUGACUUUUCUCCGACUUAGCAAUAUCUUGAGCAAGACACUAUAAAAGGAGUUGGAAAACCAUCCUUUCUUCCUCAAUCACCAAGAUGGGAACAACAACCAAAACCAUUUUCUCCUCCUUUUUACUCUGCUCACUCCUGCUUCACCUUUACUUUUCAGAAGGAGUAGUAGCACAAGAGGUGGUGGCAAAAUCAGAGAGCGAAGCAUUAGGGGAACCAGAGAAAAGAGAAACACUAGAAAUUAUUAUAGGUGGUGGAGGUUCCCCUGCUCCUUCCCCUGAAGCUCCAUGUCCCCCUCCCCCACCCAAACUUAACCGUUUAGACAGAGCGCGUCGUGCGCUUCUCAACUUCAAAAACCUCAUCGAUGACCCAAACUGUUACACGCAAAAUUGGAACGACCAAACUGAUACGUGUGACUUCAACGGGAUACGAUGCGCCACAUAUCCAACGGACAAACAGAGAGCAGUUGCAGGAGUGGACUUAAACGGAGCAAGAGUGACGGGUCAAAACGGGUGCGCUUUGCCCCUCUCAUCUCUCUUGGGCCAGAGCCAAAUACCCGAGCUCACAUUCUUCCACGUCAAUUCCAACGGCUUCGCCGGCUCUGUCCCCAGCGAUGUCAUCAAUUUCCCUUACUUCUUCGAGCUCGACCUCAGUAACAACAAAGUCAAAGGCCAGUUUCCCCUCGACGCCAUUAAGUCAAACCAACUAGUUUUCCUCGACCUCCGCUUCAACGAACUCACCGGCCCGAUUCCCUUCCAACUCUUCCAGAAGGAUCUCGACGUCAUCUUCAUCAACAACAACCACUUCACACAGUACCUCCCCCAGAAUUUCGGCUCCACGCCGGCCCGCUACCUCACUUUCGCCAACAACAACCUCACCGGCCCGAUUCCCAAGAGCGUCGGUUACGCACCCAACCUCACCGAAGUUCUCUUCCUCGGGAACCAGUUCGACGGCUGCUUGCCCAUUGAAAUCGGAAACCUUAAAAAAGCUGUCGUCUUUGAUGUGAGUAAGAAUUCUCUCACCGGCCCAAUCCCUCUCUCUUUCGGGUGCUUGAAGAGCAUUCAGUAUCUGAAUUUGGCGAACAACAAAUUCUACGGCUGUGUUCCCGACAACCUUUGUCAAAUUCCUUCUCUCCGCAACAAUGGGAAUCUCUCCUUGGCCAACAAUUACUUCAACGAGCUUGGCCCCUCCUGCUGGAGUUUGAUCAAGUCCAAGGUUUUGGAUGUCUCAAAGAAUUGCAUCCAUGGGCUGCCAAACCAAAGAUCACCCACCGAAUGCUAUUACUUUUACAAGACGAAGAAGACGUGUCCGAAUCCGAGUUCUUUCUAUACAGUGCCGUGUAAAUCGCACUGGGGAAAACCCAGUUCCGAAACCAAUGUUCCAACCUCUGCACCGGUGACUUACAAAGCUCUUAAACCGCAUCGUUUGAGAUUAUGAUGGAUGAGAUAUCUCAUACUUGUGGUGAACUAUUUGUUGGAGUUCAUGAUACUAAUUAAUGAACGUGCUUGUCUUUUGUAUAUUUCUCUUUCCUAUUAGCUGUUGUUUUUGUAUUCUGUAUGCCCAUUAAUAAGCACCGUGGUUGAAUUGGGCUUCUUGACUAUUGCUUCUUUGGUGUCACUCAAAUGUAAUUUCUGUAAGUGGUCGAAUAAAAUUUGUACUAUCUUUGCAUGAGAAAA
Vigna angularis (adzuki bean) is the source of this 1706-nucleotide messenger RNA. RefSeq lists its product as uncharacterized. Lineage: Eukaryota; Viridiplantae; Streptophyta; Magnoliopsida; Fabales; Fabaceae. The record is from RefSeq and is a predicted model, not a curated record. The coding region runs from base 118 to 1467 and encodes 449 amino acids. The transcript has a single exon. Gene Ontology annotation, molecular function: protein binding.